AUUGAAAUGCGUCUUCUAAAAUCCGAAAACCAAAUUCGUAUCAACAACCUUUCCAACUACGUCUUUCCUUUUAACAGCAUAGAAGCUGUAAAAUAUCCACAAUGGCUCCAUCAAGAGUUCCUCAAAAGCGAAUCUUAGGUGAAGCAAAGAAUAUUCAACAAAGCAAUAUCCCCUCAUCUCCUCCAACUGGGGCAAAGAAACGAAAGUUAGAACCAGUUGCAUCAUCACCAGCAGCAGUGCGAUUCAAGAGCUCACAAAAUGGUCCAAGAGGAAAGCUGGCUUCUAGCCAGCCUAGUCAUUUUGAAUCGGAAGUGCUGGAAAAAAUGACACAGGAUAUGGAAAGUCUGAAGAAGAAUAAUUCAGAAAAAGAUCAAGAAUGGGCAAGGCCGAGCCUGUCAGACUUCAACCCUGAGGUUGAUAAUUUAAUCUUUCAGCAGAUUGAAUGUGAAGAAGGUACUUAUGACGGAGGAAAGGCGACUGUGAAGUUGUUUGGUGUUACUGAGACUGGUCACUCAGUUAUGCUGCAUGUAAAAGACUUUCUUCACUACCUUUACGUUGCCGCUCCAGUUAGUUUUACACAUAAAGAUUGUGAACCAUAUAAGAUGUUCCUGGAUUCGCAAGUUGGAAUGCACACGCCUGCCAUCAAUUCGGUAUCGGUUGUACUACGAGAGAAUUUAUACGGAUUUACAGGAAAUAAACAGCACGCAUAUAUUAAGAUUACAGUUAUGGACCCCAAAUACAUCAACAAAGUUAGGACAACUAUCGAGGAGGGUAAAGCAAACUGGAAAGGAAUGUGGAGGAAUGAUGGAAAUGGUAUUUUGACUUUUGAUAGCAUUCAAUAUGUGUUACGAUUUAUGGUCGAUGUCAAGAUUUAUGGUAUGUCAUGGGUUGAAGUUGAAGCAAAGAAAUACGAAAUAGUUCCAGAACACAAUAGACAAUCGAAUUGUCAAAUCGAAGCCGUAAUGACAUAUCGAGACUUAAUUGCGCAUAAGCCCGAAGGGGAAUGGGCGAAAAUGGCACCUCUGCGUAUUCUAUCUUUUGAUAUUGAAUGUGCUGGUCGCAAGGGUGUCUUUCCGGAAGCAAAUCAGGAUCCUGUUAUCCAAAUUGCUAAUAUUGUUACUCGAUACGGAGAGAAAAAACCAUUCGUACGAAAUGUCUUUUGUCUUGACCCUACUAGUCUGAUCGUCAAUACACAAAUUCACGUAUUCGAAAAGGAGGAGACGAUGUUAUCGAAAUGGAGAGACUUUCUUGAAGAGGUAGAUCCAGAUAUCAUCAUUGGUUAUAACAUUGCCAAUUUCGAUUUCCCAUAUCUCCUCGAUCGAGCCGAUCACUUGAAGAUCAAGAACUUCAAUCAAUGGACUCGAUUGAAGUCUAUCCACUCUCAAGCUAAAACUUCCAACUUCUCCAGCAAGCAAAUGGGUAACAGGGAUACGAAAGCUACCAAUACUAAUGGACGACUUCAAUUGGACUUAUUACAACUUGUUCAGAGAGAUCAUCAACUUCGAAGUUAUACGCUCAAUUCCGUUUGUGCACAAUUUUUGGGUGAGCAAAAGGAAGAUGUUCAUCACACUAUGAUUACGGAAUUAUUCAAUGGAACCCCUGAGUCUAGACGAAGAUUGGCUGUAUAUUGUUUAAAGGAUGCUUUUCUACCUCAACGUCUAAUGGAUAAACUUUCAUGUUUAGAAAAUUAUACGGAAAUGGCUAGAGUCACAGGUGUUCCUUUCAAUUUUCUUCUAUCUCGUGGCCAACAAGUCAAAUUCAUUAGUCAACUGUUUCGAAAAGCUUUAGAACAGAAAUUGGUCAUUCCUAAUCUAUCAUCUAACUCAUCUGAGGAACAGUACGAAGGUGCCACUGUCAUUGAACCUACUAGAGGAUACUACAGUGUCCCAAUUGCAACCCUGGAUUUUGCUUCUCUAUACCCAAGUAUUAUUCAAGCACAUAAUCUUUGCUAUACUACAUUACUCAAGAAAGAUGUUGUGGAAGCUCUCAAACUUGAGAAGGAUGAAGAUUAUAUCGUUACGCCAAAUGGAGAUAUGUUCGUCACAACCAAGCAACGAAAGGGUCUUCUGACGCAAAUUUUGGAAGAAUUGUUAACAGCAAGAAAACAAGCUAAAAGAGAACUUGCUGUUGAAACCGAUCCCUUCAAGAAGGCUGUGCUCAACGGUCGACAACUUGCCUUGAAAAUUAGUGCAAACAGUGUGUACGGUUUGACUGGUGCCACUGUCGGAAAGGUACCUUGUUUACCAAUUGCCAGUAGUACCACAAGUUAUGGUCGUCAAAUGAUUGAAAAGACCAAAGCAGAGGUUGAGGCGAAAUACACCAUCGCUAAUGGUUAUUCUCAUGAUGCUCAAGUCAUUUAUGGUGAUACCGACUCAGUCAUGGUUAAAUUUGGUGUAAAAGAAUUGGCAGAGGCAAUGAAAUUGGGAGAAGAAGCUGCACAAUACGUUUCUUCGAAAUUCAUCAAGCCGAUUAAGUUGGAAUUCGAAAAAGUGUAUUACCCAUACCUUCUCAUCAAUAAGAAGAGAUAUGCCGGUCUUUACUGGACAAAUCCUGAUAAGUAUGAUAAGAUGGAUACAAAGGGUAUUGAAACAGUUCGUCGUGAUAAUUGCCGGCUGGUUCAGAAUGUCAUCGAAACAGUACUGAGAAUGAUCUUGAUCGAUCAAGAUGUUCAAGGAGCACAAGACUAUGUGAAAGAUACCAUCUCAGAUCUUCUUCAAAACAAAAUCGAUAUGUCAAAACUUGUCAUCACCAAAGCCCUCGCAAAAGCCGAUUAUACCGCCAAACAAGCUCACGUAGAACUAGCUGAGCGUAUGAAGAAACGAGAUGCAGGAUCAGCACCUACACUAGGUGACCGUGUUGCAUAUGUCAUCAUCAAAGGAUCUGCUGGAGCCAAGAAUUUUGAAAGAUCCGAGGAUCCCAUUUUCGUAUUAGAAAACAACGUCCCCAUCGACACAAAAUAUUACCUCGAUAACCAACUUGCCAAACCUUUAGGCAGAAUCUUCGAACCUAUCCUCGGAGAAACAAAAGCCAAUUCCCUCUUAGCAGGUGCACAUACCCGUGCUAUAUCUGUCGCAGCUCCUACCAUUGGCGGUCUCAUGAAAUUCGCAAAGAAAACAUCAACAUGUAUGUCCUGCAAAAAACCUCUCGUGAAAGCCCACGAGAAAGAUGGUGCAGUAUGUACAGACUGCGCUCCUAGAAUUGGAGAAAUGUAUCAAAAACAACUCAAUAAGGUCUCGGAUCUAGAAGUCAGAUUUGGAAGAUUAUGGACACAAUGUCAAAGGUGUCAGGGAAGUAUGCAUUGUGAAGUUAUUUGUAGUAGUAAGGAUUGUCCAAUUUUCUACAUGAGAAUGAAGGCAAAGAAGGAUGUCGAGGAUGCUGGGAAGGAGUUGGAGAGGUUUGAUUUUGAUCAGUCGGCUUGGUGAUUUGAAGAGCGGGUUUAGAUGACGGAUGGGCGGAGAACUGCAAUAUCAAGGUAUUGCAAGGUGUUUUGGGGCGUUUAAGCUAGCCUUGUAUGAGAAAAUGGAUUUUGGACGGAGCUUGAUGGGUAAUCUAUGUAUUAAUGACUGCCCUUUAUUACGUAUAUCAAGGUACAAGAAAGGAAAUAGCCGAAACGGAUAGGAAUGAAAUUUAUA
This is a messenger RNA of Botrytis byssoidea, 3632 nucleotides long. RefSeq lists its product as uncharacterized. NCBI's taxonomy places the organism in Eukaryota, Fungi, Ascomycota, Leotiomycetes, Helotiales, Sclerotiniaceae. The coding region runs from base 102 to 3422 and encodes 1106 amino acids. Gene Ontology annotation, cellular component: delta DNA polymerase complex. The transcript has 4 exons. Gene Ontology annotation, biological process: DNA replication proofreading; nucleotide-excision repair, DNA gap filling; DNA-templated DNA replication. The record is from RefSeq and is a predicted model, not a curated record. Gene Ontology annotation, molecular function: DNA-directed DNA polymerase activity; DNA binding; 3'-5'-DNA exonuclease activity.